This is a messenger RNA of Paramecium sonneborni, 2215 nucleotides long. NCBI's taxonomy places the organism in Eukaryota, Ciliophora, Oligohymenophorea, Peniculida, Parameciidae. The record is from the annotation of a GenBank genome assembly.
AUGUUGUAAUAAUACAUAAACAUGGGAUUUUCUUAGGCUUAGAUUUAGAAAGCCUAAUAAAUUUGCAAGUAAAAUCGUAAUUUGGAGAUUUUGGAUGUGCUGUUAAAAAAUGUUUAAUCUCCAAUAAAAGAAUAAUCACAAUCUCAGAUAUUGAGAGAAUUAUCGUUUGAUGUUUUGACUCCAGAUCAGCGUUUGAGACAGAAGGGAACACCAGUAGGAUUAAAGAAUUUAGCAAAUGGUUUGAGUUAUAUUUAUGGUAGUUUGUUAUUUGAAUUCUUUGAUACAGACAUAUUUUCAUAAUCCAAUAUUUGUGAAAGAGAUAUUAAGUUUUAGAUACCCGAUAUAAUUGAAUUUUGAGGAUUUAUUAAAUAAGAAUGAAGCAAAAGCAAAAAGAAUAAAGUCAUCGAUCGAUUUGGUUGUGCAUUUAUAGAGGUAUAAAAAUAUUUAAUGUUAGAUUGUUUGCUUAUUUGGUUCAUACAGAUCGUAAGUAUGUAGAUCCAUAUAGAGUAUUUUUGAAUGUUGUAGAUGAAUUUGGUAAUAGAUUUUAAUUGGGUGAUUAGAAGGAUUGGGCAGAGUUCAAUUUACAAUUUAUAACAUGUAUAGAUGAGGGAUUGAAAUAUCAUGAGAAUAAAAUAAUGGAUGCAGAGAUUUAAAGUAAAGAAGAGUAUGGUGAGAUAUAAGAAUCAGAUUAGUAUUAGUAAGAGAGAAAUAGAUCUGGAAUAACAUUAUCUAGAUCAAUGAUAUUAUUGGAUGAGAAUAAGACUAAAUUAAUUGAAUAAUAACCUUUAUAAUCUUAACCAUAGAAUUAAACGAUUAUUAAUAGGCUUUUCUUUGGUAAAACUAAAGAAUAUAUCACACAUCCUAAUUAAAGAAAUUAGAGUGAAGAAUAAGAAUAAAUAUUUUUAUAGAUAAUUUUAAAUGUUAAGAAUAGGAGUUUAUAUUAAGCAUGGGAAGCUAACAAUUCAUUUUCAAUUGAGGGAUAUAGAAAUGGAAGUGAAGUAAUUGAAUUAGCAGAGAAAACUAUUUGGAUUACUUAGAUUCCUGAUUCUUUAUUAUUUUAAAUAUAGAGAGUUGGAUAUGAUCCUGAAAGAGGAUUGAUAAAAUUGAAUGAUGAAUUUAGAUUUGAGAAAGAAAUAUAUGCAGACAGAUUUCUUUUAGAAAAUAGAUAAAAGGUUAUAGAAACAUAAUAAUAAUUACAUGAACUUAAAAUUUAGUAAGGUGAAUUACUUUCAUAAAUGGAAAAGUAUUAAAAUUAUAGUGGGAUUUCUAUGUUGACUAUUUUAAGUACAGCUGCAAAAUAUGUAAAGGAAGCUAAACCAGAUGAUGAAAUUAUGCAAUAAAGAAUUGAUUAAUGUAGAUUGAGUAUUCAAUUGAUUUUAUAGAAAUUCUAAUUGUAAUUGGAUCAAAUCAAUUAAAAGAUUGAAGAUUUAUAUGCUAUUAUGAAAAAGUAUAAAUACUUUCUCUAAAGUAUUCUCAUUCAUGAAGGUGCUGCAGAAUCUGGUCAUUAUUAUACUUACAUUUACAAUCCAUUUUUAAAACAAUGGUUUAAAUUUAAUGAUAUCAAUGUUACAUAGGUAAGCGAAGAAAAGGUUUUAAGAGAUGCUUAUGGAGAUGGUAAAUCUAAAACUAAUGCAUAUUGUUUAAUUUACUAGCGUGCUGAUCAUUUUGAAUCAGGAUCUUAUUCAGAUUACACAAAUAAAUCUGUUUAUGCAUAAUAUAUUCAAUAGAAUCUUUUUGAAGAAGUUACUAAUGAUAACAAAAAGUUUUAGAUUGAACAAUAAGAAUAUGAACUUGUAGAAUUAGGAGAUUUAGUAGUUGAAAUUUAUAAUUUAUAAUUCUAAUAAGUAAAUGAAAUGGCUAGAAAAUAUAAAAAUAGAAAUGGUAAUCCACUUAACAAUUUUCCAACAUAUUUACGUACUCUCUUAGAUCAAAUGAAUGAUUUAGUUAAAUGGAGUAUAUUAGAUUAUGCAAUUAGAGAGGCAUCUUAAGGGAAAAGAACUUUGAGAGAUUAUUAAGAAUAGAUGAUCUUUCAAUAAAGGUGUAUAUUUAUUACAUUGAUCUUAGAAUUAAAUACAAUUUGGAAUAAUUAAAUCAUUUCAAAGUUCCAUCCAAGUAUGAAGUUGACAAAUAAACCAUUAAACAUCUUUAAUAUUACUAUAUGUAAUAUAUUUCAUCACUAAGAAUCACUGCAAUACAACAAUAUUAGCAUAUUUGA